Molecule: messenger RNA, 3221 nt
Organism: Klebsormidium nitens
Lineage: Eukaryota; Viridiplantae; Streptophyta; Klebsormidiophyceae; Klebsormidiales; Klebsormidiaceae
Source: the annotation of a GenBank genome assembly
AUGGGGGUGGGGGGCCCUGGACCGAGAUGCAGAACCAUGGUCGGAGGGGGGGGGGACCCAGCGCAGUUUUUGAGAGUGAGGGUCCCUGGGGGCAGCGUUGCGUUGUGUUUGUGCUAUCUAGACAAAAAAGUCGAGGAGCCAGCAGGUGGUGGUGCAAGGGUGGCGCUCUUCAGCAAAGUUCAAGAUAGAAUGCGCCUUGGCCUGUUUCGAGGCCACAUUCAGACCUUGCUAAGGAGAAGUUUGUGCUCAGAAUUUUUGAGUCUCGGCAAGACGGCUGAACGAGAGAUGGCGGAGGAGGUCCUUGGCAUUCAGUGCUUUGUGAACGAUGUCCCAGGCUUUAGCGGCGUUCUGAAACACAGAUAUGCCGAUUUUUGUGUAAAUGAGGUGGAUCUGGAAGGGAAUGUGGUGCGACUGACAGACCUCCGGGCUCCAAAAGAGGUGGUAGCAGCCCCAGAUGCGAAGGACCUGCUCUUGCCCACUGACUUUGGGCGCCAAAGUCCGGUGCCUCCAGUAGCAACCACAGGCCCGCCCUCAGAUUCAGCAAAGACUGACGCACUCCUACCGUCCGCACCCGCCCCAUCCGACAGCGCAAAGCCCCCACAGACUGUUCCAUCAGCGAGUGCUGAAAUUGAGAAAGAUGCAACAGCGGUCGCCCAGACUAACGGUGACGAAGAGAAGGCCCCCGAAGACGAGGUCUCAACAGCGGUGGCAGCAUUCCGGGAGCUUGCGGGGGAACUAGACGCGGGGAAACUUGAGGCGCUGCUGCGGGCGGUGGGGGCGGGGCAGGCGGUGGAGCCACUUGUGCUGCAGCCGGAUGGGGACAAGGCGCACCGUACAUCCGUGCACAACUUCUUCAAAACGCGGCUGCCCAUGUUGGUCACAGAUACUGUCGACUUCAAGGGCGCGCGCUGCUUCGCCCCCUCCGACGGCAAGGUCCCCAACGAGGUGUCUCAGAAGAGCGUUCGCGUCUACCUCAACAAGAAGUGGAAGAAGGCCGGCGAAGCUGACAAGCGUGGCCGCAAGCGCCGCAACGAGGACGGGUCGGGAAGCGGGGACAAACGGCAAAAGGCCGACGACGUUCCGCUGGACAGCCGAGGGCAGAGUGGGUGGCCGAAGGAACGGCCGAAGCACGUGCGCUUUACGCUGUACAAGGAAAAUAAAGACAGCCACGAGGCGAUGGGCCUGAUUGGGAAGAUGUUAGGCGUGCUGCCGAAAGCGUUUGGGUAUGCGGGGACGAAGGAUAAGCGGGGCGUCACGGUGCAGCACGUGACGCUGCACAGGGUCACCGCGGAGAGGCUGGCAUUGCUCAACCCGCGCCUUUUCUCCAUCCAGCUGGGCAACUUCACGUAUGUACCGGAGGGCCUGUCGCUGGGUCAGCUGAGCGGGAAUCAGUUUGCAAUCACGCUGCGGAGUGUGCCCCUCGAGAGCCAGGAGCACGCCGUGGCUGCAGCGCAGGCCUUGCAACAGCACGGCUUCAUCAACUACUUCGGCCUACAGCGCUUUGGCACGGGCAGUGUGCGCACGCACGAGGUGGGCGCGGCGCUGCUGAAGGGCUCCUUCCAAGCGGCCGUCGAUCUGCUGCUCCGACCGCGCGCCGAGGAGCGGGCCGACGCCGCGGCCGCGCGGGCCUACUUUGCCCGGACACGAGACGCGGGGGGCACGCUGGCGCGGAUGCCGCACUACAUGAACGCGGAGAGGAGCCUGCUGCAGCGGCUGAGAACGGCGCCGCACGACUGGGUUGGGGCGCUCGCGUGUAUACCCAGGACGUUGAGGAUGAUGUACGUGCACGCGUAUCAGAGCUUCCUGUGGAACCAUGCCGCCACGCACCGCAUCAUGCUCUAUGGGGCCGAGCGUGCGGUGGAGGGCGACCUCGUGUUCGAGAGCGAGCAGGGCGCGGUCGCCCCGGCUAGCGAUCCCAGCCCCGAGGGGGAUGCUGUAGCGGAAGACACCGUGGAUGCGGACGUGCCGGCCAGCCACAGGGUCAAGCACGUGAGCAAGGAAGAGGCUGAGGCUGGCGCGUACAACAUCGCGGACGUGUUGCUGCCACUGCCGGGAGGCGCGACGCAGUAUCCGCAGCACGAGACGGCUGACGUAUACCGCGACGUGGCAGCACAGCACGGGGUGAAUCUGCAGAAGUGCACGCACAAUGUCAAAGAGUACUCAAUUGCGUAUCUCACGGGGGGGUACCGCAAGCUGCUGCAGAAGCCCCGCGACCUGGAGUGGCAGCUCAUCCGCUACUCGGACCCCGACCAGCCUCUGUGGCCCACCGCCAUUGACCGCAUCGCCGCCCAGCCAAACGCCCCGACGUGGUUAGGGCGCUUUAGGCAGAACAAAGCGUCCGAGAGCGGGCAAGCCGCAAAUGAACAGACCGACGUGUUGACUGCCCUACGAAACUCAUUCGUCGUAGUUCGAGGGGGGAUCGCAAGCGAGCAAGAGGGGGCUGCAUCGACCAGAGGGCUUGCACCAAGUUCGGAAGAGGAAGGGAAGCGUAUCGAUAGCGCCGCACGAAUAGGCGGGCGCGAAGAGGGUAAACCGGAAGCAGGAAACGGCGCCAGGGAAGCUGCCGCAAUGCCGGAAACAGUGUCGGCACGGGCGGAACGCGACAGUGCUGAGGAGCCCAGCACAGCUCCGAAGGCUACGGAGUUGUCGGACAUGGUCAAGAAAGAGGACGUCGGUGCCGAGAGGGCAGAGGCGCAGCGCGGGCCUGGUUCCAAACACGCGGACCCUGCUCUGGGCCCGCACCUGGCGCUACAGAUCAAGAUGACGCUGCCGUCGUCGUGCUACGCGACCAUGGCCAUCCGGGAACUGCUCAAAACGUCCACCGCAAAAGACUUCCACAAGGACUUGCAAAAAGAAAGUAACAAGUGAGUAGACUCACAUUCGAAGGCCUGUGACGCAAAUGUGGUGAGGCGCAGGUACGAGGCCCUUUAUUUUUCGGUUCAAGAGACUCGCUCGUUUGUUUGAAGUCAGGCCUUUACGAGCAGCCGGCUUAGAUUUGUGUACGACCACUGAUACGAUGAGUUAACCGAGCGAAGGUUGUAACACUUAACUCUGGCUUCGGCAUCAUGCGGCACACUGACGUGCCCGCCUAGGCCCGGCCGCGUCUCAAUAAUGGAAUCUUCACUGCCAACUGAUCACCAGCAGACGCCGUCGCACGAUUGAGCCUAUUUAGCACCGGGUAGGCUGCACUCAUGUACGUCCAAGCAUUAAUUCCAAUCCAA